This is a messenger RNA of Phaedon cochleariae (mustard beetle), 2110 nucleotides long. Lineage: Eukaryota; Metazoa; Arthropoda; Insecta; Coleoptera; Chrysomelidae. The record is from the annotation of a GenBank genome assembly.
GAUUUGUGAAAGAAUCGCAGUGUCUAUCGAUAUUUUGUUCCGUUUAUCCGAGCUCUUGACCUAUUUUUUCAGGUCCCCCGAUCCUGGCAGAGGACUACCUCGACAUCCAAGGGCAGCCGAUCAACCCGUGGUCGCGUAUUUAUCCCGAGGAAAUGAUCCAGACUGGAAUCACGGCCAUCGACGUGAUGAACUCUAUCGCCAGAGGGCAGAAGAUUCCGAUCUUCUCCGCCGCUGGGCUGCCCCACAAUGAGAUUGCAGCCCAGAUUUGUAGGCAGGCUGGUUUGGUCAAAGUACCUGGCAAGUCUGUGCUGGAUGACCAUGAAGACAACUUUGCUAUUGUGUUUGCUGCUAUGGGUGUCAACAUGGAAACUGCCAGGUUCUUCAAGCAGGACUUCGAAGAGAACGGCUCGAUGGAGAACGUGUGUCUGUUCUUGAACUUGGCCAACGAUCCGACCAUCGAGCGUAUCAUCACGCCGCGUUUGGCUCUGACGGCCGCCGAAUUCUUGGCCUACCAGUGCGAGAAGCACGUGCUGGUCAUCCUGACCGACAUGUCUUCGUGUCCGCCGCUCGAGAAGAAGUGCCUGGCCGUAGGGGUUUCCCCGGUUACAUGUACACCGAUCUGGCCACCAUUUACGAGCGCGCCGGUCGUGUGGAGGGCCGCAACGGCUCCAUCACGCAGAUCCCCAUCUUGACUAUGCCCAACGACGACAUCACCCAUCCCAUUCCCGAUUUGACAGGGUACAUCACCGAGGGGCAGAUCUACGUCGACAGACAAUUGCACAACAGGCAGAUCUACCCGCCCAUCAACGUGUUGCCGUCGCUGUCGCGUCUCAUGAAGAGUGCCAUCGGAGAGGGCAUGACGAGGAAGGACCAUUCUGAUGUGUCCAACCAGUUGUACGCCUGCUACGCCAUCGGUAAGGACGUGCAAGCCAUGAAGGCGGUAGUGGGUGAGGAGGCCCUCACGCCCGACGACCUCCUCUACCUCGAGUUCCUCACCAAGUUCGAGAAGAACUUCAUCACGCAGGGCAACUACGAGAACCGCACCGUCUUCGAAUCGCUGGACAUCGGCUGGCAGCUGCUGCGUAUCUUCCCCAAGGAGAUGCUCAAACGUAUCCCGGCCUCCAUCUUGGCCGAGUUCUAUCCGAGAGACUCGCGCCACUAAGAAGAAGAAGAAGAAUCAUUUUCUCAGCGUUACGAAUGUCCACUUGUAUUUUAUUCCAUAGUCGAUCGUACUGUUUAAGUUUUAAGCCUAUUUUCGGGUGCAAUCUGUAAAUAGUCAAGCCAAAAGGAAAGCACAUUAUUCUGAUCGUUGUACAUUGAUAUCUAAUUUUCCUGAUUGCCGUAACGAGUGUUUUGAAUCGUCUAGAUCAGCAUAAGACAAUACUGUUGAUUUUAUCUUUCUUGCAUUUUCAGCUCAAUGGAGAAACAAGAACGGUUACUUUGUUGUUCUCACCAUCCUUUUCAGCAAAAUUUUUAACAUUCGCCGCGACACAUAGAGUAGAAACAUUUAUGUGUCUUUAUGACGCAUUCAUCUACACAUCUACUGGUCCACUGUUUGGAAACAAUCAUUGUAAAGGUGCAUUUUUACCAGAUCGAAGGUGGGCAUCAUUGCGCUUUUAGAUUGCUUCGAUUGACAAAUUCAUAUAAACUAUUUGGUCAAAGGUGUAUAAAUCACAUCAAAUUGACAUAUACGCGAUAUGACGUAAGGCCAGUUAUAAUAUAACGAUGUGUGAGAAGUUUCCUAAUCUAUGUGUCAAAAUUCUUGGAGUAUUUCAGUUGAUGAGGUCAAUUGGUGGCGCUCUCUGUGAGAAUUUAUAUGGGCUCGUCAACUAUUUUGUUCUCCGUUUAGCUGAACAUUUUUGACAGCAUUGUUAACCAUCACUGAUCGAAACUGCAGUUUUUUCCAACUCAAAUGGCUUUAGGUCGAAUUAUGGUUUUCAUAAUCUUAACCUACAACCGUUUUUGUUGACUGAAUUGUGGUUAGUAACAUUUGGUUGAGAUUGCUGUCUCCUAUCAUUUUUUUGUUUUUUCCCUCAUUUUCCAAAGUGGAAAACCAACAUUCCAUUGUUUCAUUGCCCAAGUUGUAUAAAGCAAUACACCUAUCUAUACA